Molecule: messenger RNA, 1034 nt
Organism: Pimephales promelas (fathead minnow)
Lineage: Eukaryota; Metazoa; Chordata; Actinopteri; Cypriniformes; Leuciscidae
Source: RefSeq, a predicted model, not a curated record
AUAAUGCCAAAAGCCCUGCAAACAGAUCAGUGUAAAGCAGAAAGCAUGAAGGGAGUAUGCAUGAAAAUCUAUUGGUUUGUGGUCUAUAUCGCAACACAAGGAGGAACUGUUCUGCUGCCUGUGACCUAAAAAAAGGGGUAGGCCUUGGGCUUGAUUCUAACUUGAUAACCCUGUAGUGUGCUGCAUGCAGAGGAAUGUCUUUCUGUUUCUACAAGUGACAUCUCAAGGAACACAGCAAACGACGAAAGAGAAAAGGAAAAAAGGCCAGCAAAAAAAAAAAAUGGAUUAGAGCAGCACUGGACAUUGGAGAACAUCGACUGAAGUGGGCAAAAAAGUCUUUAGGUAACGAUAGAGUCAGAGAGUACUAUGGCCUCCAACCAACACAGACCAAAACCCAGCUUGAGCCUCCGCUCAAACACAACUGUACGUUAUGGCUCCAUGAGCUCUGAACAACCAGAUAGUGACACACCCUCCGUUCAAACAGCCUCCAUUUCUCAGCGAUGCUCCUACAUCUCAGUGGCAGUGCUCUGCUACAUCAAUCUCCUCAACUAUAUGGACCGUUAUACUAUAGCAGGUGUGCUGCUUAGCAUCCAGAAAUACUUCAAAAUCGAUGACAGCACAUCAGGUCUCCUACAGACAGUUUUUAUCUGUAGCUUUAUGUUGUUGGCGCCAGUUUUUGGUUACCUUGGAGAUCGCUACAACAGGAAGCUUCUCAUGAUCGCUGGGUUGAUUGUGUGGAUUGUUACAUCACUGGGCAGCUCUUUCGUCAAAGAUACGCACUUCUGGAUUCUGGUCCUGACGAGGGCCCUAGUUGGGACAGGAGAGGCCAGUUACUCCACCAUCGCUCCAACUAUCAUUGGUGACUUGUUCACUGGCAACAAAAGAACUCUCAUGAUCUCCUUCUUCUAUAUCUGCAUACCGGUCGGAAGUGGUCUAGGAUAUAUAAUGGGAGCAACUAUAGCUAAUGCAACUGGGGAUUGGCGUUGGGCCCUGAGGGUAAGAUAAUAUAUAUUUUGUAAAUAUUGUAAAGACUC